CAGUUUCCAGCGGCGUUUUGCAGACGAACCGCUAUCCCAAAUUCGAACCGAGCUGGUACGCACGCCGCUGUCUCUCUCUCUCUGUCCCGUCCCGUUCGUUUCCAACACGAAAAAAGCGGCAAGGUUUACUUCUAUUGGCCUAUCUAUCUUGCUUUGGGAAGAAGAAAAAAGCAAGUUUUAGAACCCUAAAUCCCUAGUUGGAGGUCUGGUUUCUCCUCAUUUCCCCCCUCUUACUUCUUUAGAAGUGGAGCCAGAGACUUAGCUACAGAGAGGAGGCAGCGAAGCCGUUCUGUUUGAGCUCCUUCAUUAGUUCCCUCCCUCUUCUUCUGCCACGAUGAACGACCUCUUAACGGAGUCGUUUGAAAUCCCUCGGGAUCAGGGUUCCAGACCUGCUGAUAUUGAGAUGGGAAUGACCUCUGGGGAAUUGGGGUUGGAGAAUUUCUUUAAAAAGGUUCAAGAGAUUGAGAAACAAUGUGAAAAGCUCGAUAAGCUACUUAAAAAGCUCCAGGAUGCGCACGAGGAGUCCAAGGCUGUGACUAAGGCUCCUGCCAUGAAAGCAAUCAAGCAGCGAAUGGAGAAAGAUGUUGAUGAAGUUGGAAAGAUUGCUCGAUUGACUAAAGCAAAAAUUGAAGCACUUGACAAGGAGAAUUUAGCAAAUCGUCAAAAGCCAUCGUGCAGGAAAGGAACUGCAGUUGAUCGAUCAAGAACUUCAACAACAGUUUCGUUGAAGAAAAAGUUCAAAGACAAGAUGGCUGAAUUUCAGUCUCUAAGAGAAAUGAUCCAGCAAGAGUAUCGUGAAGUUGUGGAGAGACGCGUAUUCACAGUGACGGGUACAAGAGCAGAUGAAGAGACAAUUGACCAAUUGAUUGAGACCGGAGAUAGUGAACAAAUUUUCCAGAAAGCAAUUCAUGAACAAGGGCGAGGCCAGGUAAUGGAUACCCUGGCAGAGAUUCAAGAGCGUCAUGAUGCAGUCAGAGAUCUAGAAAAAAAACUAUUGGACUUACAACAAAUCUUCUUGGAUAUGGCAGUGCUGGUGGAUGCACAAGGCGAUUUGCUCGACAACAUCGAAUCACAUGUAUCGACUGCAGUAGAUCAUGUACAGUCAGGGAAUACUGCUCUCCAAAGGGCAAAGUCGUAUCAAAAGAGCUCUCGGAAAUGGAUGUGCAUUGCCAUCAUAGUCCUUCUCAUCAUCGUUGCCUUCAUUGUAGUGGGAGUACUCCGGCCGUGGACUAACAAGAGUGGUGCUUAAUAUCUUCAUGUUUUAUUACGUGUUGAUGCCUGUGUCGAUUGUACAAUAUGUUCGUCACCACAUUUAGCGACUUUGUUUGGAACCCCAUUCCGGAAGUUGUUUCAAAAUCUGAAGAAGAGUUGUCUUUUUCAUAAUCUUAGUGAUUAGUGAUUACUCUGUAGUUGUGAAAAUCUCUUUGUGUGCUCAUUCAACUCUGCAGAUAAAUUUUCUGUUUGUAAAAAUGGUACCGUGAUAGUAUACAUAUUCUCGCUGCCCCAUCAAUUGGAUGACAAUUUGCC
Molecule: messenger RNA, 1527 nt
Organism: Linum tenue
Lineage: Eukaryota; Viridiplantae; Streptophyta; Magnoliopsida; Malpighiales; Linaceae
Source: the annotation of a GenBank genome assembly